GGCGCCGCGGGAAGGCGGGGCUGAGGGCUCGUCACGUGGACGGCCCAGCGGACGUGACGCGUCUGCGGGGCGGGGCUAUGGGACGCCGUGGGGUGAACUGUAGGCGGAGCGGCGCGAUGGACGCGGUGCGCCCGGCAGCGGGCGAGAACGGCGUUGGCAGGAGGGCGAUCCGCGUGGGUACCCGCCGGAGCCAGCUGGCCCGGAUUCAGACUGACAGUGUGGUUGAGAUGCUCCGUGAGUUUUAUCCUGACUUCUGCUUUGAGAUUGUUGCCAUGUCUACAACUGGAGACAAGAUCUUAGAUACAGCGCUUUCUAAGAUUGGGGAGAAGAGCCUCUUUACCAAAGAGCUGGAAAAUGCACUUGAAAGAAAUGAGUCUCUGGCACUACAUGACCCAACCGUCUGUUCAGCGUUGUGAUUACUGUUCUCUAAUUCAUAGAGUUGACCUGGUAGUUCACUCCUUGAAGGACCUGCCAACUUCUCUUCCUCCUGGCUUUACCAUUGGUGCUAUUUGCAAAAGGGAGAACCCACUUGACGCUGUUGUCUUUCACCCCAAAAACUGUGGGAAAACUCUCAGUCUUCUUCCUGAAAAGAGUGUUAUCGGCACUAGUUCACUUCGGCGAGCAGCCCAGCUCAAAAGGAAGUUCCCUCAGCUAGAAUUCAGGGAUAUUAGAGGAAAUUUAAACACCCGCUUGAAGAAGCUAGAUGAGAAGGAAGACUUCAGUGCUAUAAUCCUGGCUGCUGCUGGACUGAAGAGAAUGGGCUGGGAGAAUCGCAUUGGUCAGCUCCUGAGCCCUGAAGAUUGUCUGUAUGCUGUGGGACAGGGCGCUUUAGCAGUGGAGGUUCGUGCCAAAGAUCAAGAAAUACUGAAUAUGGUAUCUGCCUUGCACGAUGGAGAAACUGUAUUAUGCUGCAUUGCUGAGAGGGCCUUUAUGAAACAUUUGGAGGGUGGCUGUAGUGUCCCUGUUGCAGUUAACACCAUGCUGAAAGAUGGCCAGUUGUAUUUGACAGGUGCAGUCUACAGUUUGGAUGGAUCUGAUAGCCUGAAGGAAACAAUGCAGACAAGCGUUAAUUAUCCACAACGGAAUGAAGAUGGACCAAAUGAUGAUGUGCAGCAUGUUGGCAUCACAGCCAAGAAUGUCCCUGGUCAGGCCCAGGAAGCUGCAGAGAACCUUGGUGUUGAACUAGCUAGUUUACUUCUGAGCAAGGGAGCUAAGCACAUCCUUAGUGUGGCAAGGCAGCUUAAUGAUGCCUGCUAAGCCUCUAGUGAGAUCAGCAAGAUUGCUACAACUCUUGCUUCAGUCUUCACAGCUACUCUGACAGCUGUUGGAGGAAGGGGUUUUUGUUUUCAACAUUUGCACCAGCCUUGUCUGACCUUUGGGCAUAAAAUACUUGAAAUACUAAACUAAGUUUCAAAGUUAUUAUCAGGGUUUAUCGAAGUUGCAAAAUUUCUCUUAAACAAGUUUCAAAGUUUUUGUUGCUAAGAAGUGUCGUAGUAAUUGUUCUCCUCUUGCAUUUAGUAACAAAACACCAAAUACAGAUUAUAGUCAGACUAAACAGUGGUAGUACUGAAGUACUGCACUGUGCUGACAAUACA
Messenger RNA from Numida meleagris (helmeted guineafowl), 1595 nucleotides. RefSeq names its product hydroxymethylbilane synthase (gene HMBS). The record is from RefSeq and is a predicted model, not a curated record. Gene Ontology annotation, biological process: heme biosynthetic process. NCBI's taxonomy places the organism in Eukaryota, Metazoa, Chordata, Aves, Galliformes, Numididae. The transcript is spliced from 14 exons. Gene Ontology annotation, molecular function: hydroxymethylbilane synthase activity. Gene Ontology annotation, cellular component: cytoplasm. The coding region runs from base 355 to 1257 and encodes 300 amino acids.